AUGAGCCCAAGUAACGACUCCGGUUUCAAGGUCGAGCCUUUCGACGGCUCGAAUUAUGGGUUGUGGAGUUACAAGAUGAAGAUGUACCUGAUGUCGAAGGGGCUGUGGGGCGCGAUCGCGGGCGAUGAGACAACAAGUGAGGCCAAGGAACAGCAAGCCCACGCCGCGAUCGUGCUGAAUCUGAGCGAUUCACAGUUGAUGCAUGUCAUCGACUCGGCCACCGCAAGAGAAGCGUGGGGACGUCUGGCGCGAUUUCAUCACAGUCAUGACAUGGCGAAUCGACUUUGGCUGAAGGAAAAGUUCGCGUCGUUCAAGUAUGCAGCAUCAAGCAUGAGCGGUCAUGUGAUGGAGCUGGAGGACCUCGUGAUGAAGAUGAAGCGCGCGAACUGCGGUCCAAGUGAAGAGGACGUGUGCGCAGUACUGUUGCGGAGUCUACCUUCAAGCUUCGAGAGCUUGGUACAGGCAUUCCGCAUGUCCGUCGCAAGCUUCAGUUUCAGUGACCUCGUGAGCAAGUUGAUCGCCGAAGAAGUGCGCCAGAAUGAGGCUGCACGGGUAGAAGAUGCGACGGCGCUCUACGCAGGCAAGAGGAAGGGUAAGCAGUACCCGAAGAAGCAACAAGUACGGCGCGCGAAGGGACCAUCAGGGACCUGCUACAACUGUGGCAAGGUCGGACACUACGCCAGAGAUUGUCGCUCCGGUCGAGGGCCAAGGGAGCAACAGCAUGACCAGUCGAAUGUCGCGUUUCAUGCUUGCGACGGUUUCGCGAGCAACAGCUGGGUCAUGGACAGUGGCGCGUCAGCACACAUGUGCAAGGAUCGAGAUGCGUUCGAAGAGUACGAAGAAGUGCAUCAUGCGCGAAGCAUUUCAAGCGCAAAGAGCGACGUGAAGCUGAAUGUCAUCGGACAUGGGACAGUGAAGCUGCGCGUCUGGACAGGACAUGCGUGGAUCGACGCUCGCCUUGAGAACACACUUCACGUUCAAGAUUUGUCCAAGAACCUGUUUUCGCUCACGGCUGCGGCAGCGCGCGGCAUGACAGUGGAGAUUACGCGCAACGAGUGCGUGGUCAAGCGUGGCGGCACACCCGUCGCAACAGGAAGGAAGAAGGGGUUCCUACUGUAUCUCAAUGCUGACUGUGGUACGGAGUGCCACAUGGCCGAAGACGAUACAGAGCUAUGGCAUAGAAGAUUGGGUCACGUGUCGUAUGGUACGCUGAAUGCCAUGGUCAAGGACGGAAGGAUCAAGGGCGCAACGAUGAAGACGAACGUUGCGUGUGACGUAUGCGCAACGUCAAAGCAAGUGCGCAAGUCAUUCAAGACAAGUGAAGAAGACGCUGAAACCAGGGAGAGUUCGCGUUCCGACGUGGUGGUGUGCUCCGACGUUCUCGGACCUAUCACGCCAGCGUCCAAGUCUGGUUUCAGUUACGCCGUAACCUUCAUCAUGAUGAAGAGCAGGUAUGUAACGGUCUAUCCGUUGCGAAAGAAGAGCGACGUUGCGAGUGCGUUCAAGCGGUUUUACCAAGAUGUCAAGACAGCAUCUGGAACGAAGAUAAAGGUGUUGCGAAGUGACAACGGCGGCGAAUACCGGAACGAAACGAUGAACAGCUUUUGCAAGGCAAAGUUCAUUAAGCAAGAGUUCACGGUUCCGUACAAUCCAGAGCAGAACGGGAUGGCGGAGCGGAUGAACCGCACGCUGGUGGAGAUGACGCGCUACAUCAGAAACAUUCUGCCGAAAGCGUCGAACAAGAACUCAAGCCCACACGAAAUGGUGUUCAAGAAGGUUCCGCGCAUCGAUCACAUGCGCGUGUUUGGUGCGCAAUGCUAUGCGCAUGUGGCGAAGGAGAAGAGAAAGAAGCUGGACGACUCAGGCGUGCGAUGUUUCUUUCUCGGCUAUGAGAAGGACCAAAAGGCGUAUCGGCUUCUCAACGCGGACGAUGGCUCGAUCGUGAUUUCAAGAAGCGUCACGUUCGCUGAUCGUUCUGCCUCGAAAGCAUCGAAAAGCAGAGACACGCAGGUCUUCGAUGUCAUUGAAGAAGAUGAAAGUGUGGAGGCGUCGCUAACCGAUGAUGAAGACAUACCAGCGCCGGUGACCGAAGAAGAGCUGCGCACCCCACCACUUCGAGCGCAGAACAGCUCUCAUCACGGACCAAGUGUUCGACCAAGCGACACCAUUCCUACGCGCGCAUCCAGCACACCCGGAAGAAAUGGAGAAGAAGAGUGGAUGGUGCGACCGGUUCGAAAGAAGCGCGGCGUGGUUCGCUACGAACAAGAAUUUCCAAGCCAUCGUCGCGGUCGCUUCAAUUUGGACGACUACGAAGGUGACUUCGACUCUUUCUACUGUUUCUCGGCUGAAGAAGAUGGGGAACAAGCGUCCAGCUAUCAAGAAGUGAUGAAGAGCGGCUACAAGGAGCAGUGGCUACAGGCAAUGAAGAGUGAGAUGAAGUCGCUUGAAGAACACAGCACAUGGAAGCUAAUGGACAUGCCACCGGGCAAGAAGGCCGUUGGCUGCAAGUGGGUCUUCAAGAUUAAACGCGAUCCAAGUGGCGAGAUCAUCAAGUUCAAGGCACGCUUGGUUGUUAAAUGGUUCACGCAGCGUCCUGGUAUCAACUACAACGAGACCUUUGCACCAGUGGCGCGCAAGGAAUCUAUCAACACAGUGUUGGCGAUCGCUGCAGCUGAAGACCUGGAAGCAGAAAACGUUGAUGUUGACACAGCGUUUCUCUAUGGCGAAGUGGAAGAGGAGAUCUACAUGGACCAACCUGACGGUUUUGAAGAUGAAGGAAGCCCUAAUAAGAAGUGUUUGCUGCAGAAGGCGCUAUACGGGACGAAGCAAGCGGCGCGGCAGUGGAACAACAAGUUGAGUCAGCACUUGGUUGAUCAAGGAUUCAAGAGCAGUACAGCGGACCCGUGUGUGUUCGUUCGAGUGAAAAGAGAGGAGUACAGCAUCAUCGUGAUCUACGUGGACGACUUGAUGAUUUUCUGCAAGACGAAGGAGCACAUCGCAAGUAUCAAGAACUCAUUGAUGGAAGAUUUCAGCAAUAAAGAUCUUGGAGAUCUCAAGUACUGCCUCGGGAUCGAGAUUCAUCGCAAGCGCGAAGAUGGAACGAUCAAGAUGAACCAGAAGGCGUACAUCAAGCGACUUUCGGAGAAGUUCGGCGUUGAGAACUGCAAGGACAUGCACACGCCGGCGGACAGUAAUUCGAAGCUGAUCAAGAUGGGUCAAGAGGAAGCGUUUGUACCAAAGUACCCAUACCGUGAGCUGGUGGGCGCUUUAAUGUACAUCGCCACAUGUACACGACCGGACAUUGCGCAUGCGGUUGGCGAAGUUGCGAAGUUUUGCGAGCGCUACGACAAGUCGCAUUGGACAGCAGCAAAGCGGAUUCUCAAGUAUUUCAAGACGACUCAAGACUUAAGCAUCGUUUUCAGCGGCAUCAACAAGGGAGAGCUGAUUGGAUUUGCGGAUGCAAACUGGGCUGGCGACCUCGACACGCGGCGUUCGACAACAGGAUACGUUUUCUUCCUGAACGGAAGCGUGAUAUCGUGGAACUCGAAGCGUCAACCAACGGUCGCGACCUCAAGUACGGAAGCAGAGUACAUGAGUCUGUACAGCGCGACGCAGGAAGCAAUUUGGCUUCGAGGUCUGCUCAAGGACCUGAACUACUGUGCCAAGAACGCGACGACGAUUUUUCAAGACAAUCAAGGUUGCAUCGCGCUGGCCAAGAAUCCUGUGUACCACUCGCGCACGAAGCACAUCGACAUCAAGUUUCACUUUUUGCGUGAAAAGGUUGCAAGUGCAGUUAUCGCGCUAGAGUUCAAGCCGACAGAAGAAAUGAUUGCGGAUGGAUUCACCAAAGCACUUCCAAGAGACAAGCACAGAAAGUUCAUCACGGGUCUGUGCAUGGUGGUGUAG
Messenger RNA from Peronospora matthiolae, 3906 nucleotides. Lineage: Eukaryota; Oomycota; Peronosporomycetes; Peronosporales; Peronosporaceae. The record is from the annotation of a GenBank genome assembly.